Molecule: messenger RNA, 688 nt
Organism: Frankliniella occidentalis (western flower thrips)
Lineage: Eukaryota; Metazoa; Arthropoda; Insecta; Thysanoptera; Thripidae
Product: gem-associated protein 6-like
Exons: 2
Coding region: 45-602 (185 amino acids)
Biological process (GO): spliceosomal snRNP assembly; spliceosomal complex assembly
Cellular component (GO): nucleus; SMN complex
Source: RefSeq, a predicted model, not a curated record
CCAGUUUGUUUUUGUUUGGACGGGACGGGAAGGGGAGACGAAAAAUGGCGGAAGAGGACCGGUCUGCUUCUCCCGAAAACGCAGCAAACAAGUCGAAAGUUUAUGUUAAUGACCCUCUACACUUUAAGUCAUUCGUUAAUCGUUACGUCGAGGUAAAGACGAACUUGGGCGCUUCAUUGAAAGGAUAUGUGUACACGAUCGACCCCGUUUCUGAAAGCGUCAUAUUAUUGAGGCGCCAAGAUGACAGGAUCAGCAUGGACAUCAUUGUUGGCCACUCCGUUUCAACUAUUGCUCACCUACCUUCUGAUGACGCAUCCUGCGACAGCAUACCAGAUGAACUUCUUUUUGUAACAGAAGAACAAAUUAGUGAUGAUGAGUCUGAGAGGCGUAGAGUUCAACUUAAAGCAUGGCUGUGCGCUAACCACAUCCCAGUUGUUGAGGAUGGCAACAUGCUUGUAAUGGAAGAUGUCAUUGUGAUAGACUCCCCGUAUGGGCUUAAACAGUGCUUUGUUUCGAAUGACGUAAUUAUGGAACGUGUCCACAACCUUUUGAAACAAAUGCCUUGGAUCACCUCAGGACUCCUAGAAAAAUGUGAUUCUUAAUGAGUGAGUUUGUGGUUGCCGUGGUUUAUUUUGAGGUAAAUACUGUUUAACAUUUUAUGACUGCCAAAUAUAUUUAUUUUUUUGUA